AUGAACCAUUCAUCUGAGCAGUCUUCAUCAGGCAGUAUGGUCUCUGAUGGAUUUCAAGGUGGGUUGGCAGCUGCUUGUGUGAUCCUGGGCCUGUCCUUCCUGGUAGGAGCUCCAGGAAACCUGCUGGUCAUCUGGACUAUUCUGAGAUAUGUCAAGCAGAGAUCCCACACUGUGGUGCUCAUCCUGCAUUUAGCUGCUGCUGACCUGCUGGUCCUCAUCACUCUGCCUCUUUGGAUCUACUCCCUAACUUACUCCUGGGUGUUGGGGGAGGCUUCCUGCCAGAUUUUGGUUUAUGUUGUGAGUGUGUGUAUGUUCAGUAGCAUCUUCUUCAUCACCCUGAUGAGUGUAGAGCGCUUUUUAGCCAUCUGUCAUCCAUUUGCGAUGAUGCGCUGGAAGACCAAGACCACCAUGAACAGAUGUCUAAUAUUUUUGUGGUUCCUUGCUCUGCUUCUGGGAGUACCUUCUCUACUGACCGAACCCUUGGAUGGAAGCGAAGGAACUGAUCAGUGCUUCAUCAAAGAAUUCAGCUCCACCACUCAAGCUGUGAUUUUAUGGUGUCUGGAGACAAUCUUGGGCUUUGUCAUCCCUUUAAUCGUUUUAAGUGUCUGUUACUCUCUUGUCACUGCCCAGAUGAGGAAAAUGAGCUUCAACUCUAAACAGAAAUCUAUGCGUCUUGUGCACAGUGUGGUGAUAGCUUUUAUUCUGUGCUGGAUGCCUUACCACGUCAUCAAUACAAUUGAUCUGUUUUGUAUCCUAAGACCGGACACAGAGCAUGAAUGUGUACCAGAGGGUGUGAUCUUUAUGGGAGGUGCACUUGCUUUCAUCAGCAGCUCAGUGAACCCUGUGUUGUACGCACUCUUCGCCAGGAACUUCCAAGGAAGUCUCGAGGAGUCUCGACUGGUCCGCUUGUUCAAGGAAAUGGCCACUCACACACAAAAACUCAGGGAGGUGGUAGUGCAACAUCAGGCAAGCCAGAGGGCAGCAGAUACAAAAACAAUGCUGGUGUCCGAGUCUGUGGAAACAAAAAACACUGACACCGGGCUGGUGUGA
Messenger RNA from Xyrichtys novacula (pearly razorfish), 1050 nucleotides. Lineage: Eukaryota; Metazoa; Chordata; Actinopteri; Labriformes; Labridae. The record is from the annotation of a GenBank genome assembly.